AUGGUGUUGCCCAACUCGCCCCGCACGUCGGUUUUCAACCCGAUCCCCGGUUUUCACGUCUAUCCACAGGCCUCCCGCCUCUCCGGGGAGUGCUCACCCAAAGUGAGCGUGAUCGCGCCUUCCACGCCCGCGCCCACGCCCAUCGACCUCAACUCCAGCCCGGUGGCCGGUGGCUCGUCAUCCGGCGGCGCGAGGAAACGCGUGCGGCAGAUGCCGGCCGGCGUGCUCCCGGACACCUGCAACCUGUUCGAGGAAAUGCCGUCCGCCGCUGACGAGGACUACAUGCAAAACCUCAUCUUCGAGGGCGGUGCGCCCGCCACUGGCUAUGAUCCCGACAAGACACAAAGCCAGGACGGCUGUGGGGCGUUCACGCCGGCCGCUGGCUAUGAUCCCGACCAGGCGGCCUUCAUGCGUGAUCAGGUUGGCAUCGACCUGGACGGCUUCCCCCUCGACCACGAGUUCCCGGACGACUACGGUCUGGAGGAAGAGGACGAGUGCGACAUCGACGUGGAGCCUUUGUUCGAGGACGAGCUCGCCAACCAAGCCGCCAGUCGUAAGCCGAAGCGCAAGAGCAAGCGUACGAAAGCGUACACGGCGGCCGAGGACAAGCUUCUUUGCGACAGCAGCAAAGGAGAGGUGCGGAGAAGAGUUGGAUGGGGAAGCACCAUCACCAUGGACGACUUCCCCUCCAGGAUCAGCAUCGACCAUGGAUGA
Triticum dicoccoides is the source of this 714-nucleotide messenger RNA. RefSeq lists its product as uncharacterized. The record is from RefSeq and is a predicted model, not a curated record. Lineage: Eukaryota; Viridiplantae; Streptophyta; Magnoliopsida; Poales; Poaceae. The coding region runs from base 1 to 714 and encodes 237 amino acids. The transcript is spliced from 2 exons.